Gadus morhua (Atlantic cod) is the source of this 3741-nucleotide messenger RNA. RefSeq names its product leucine rich repeat and Ig domain containing 4b (gene lingo4b). The record is from RefSeq and is a predicted model, not a curated record. Lineage: Eukaryota; Metazoa; Chordata; Actinopteri; Gadiformes; Gadidae. Gene Ontology annotation, cellular component: plasma membrane. The coding region runs from base 597 to 2411 and encodes 604 amino acids. Gene Ontology annotation, molecular function: protein binding. The transcript is spliced from 3 exons.
CUGCCAUUUACGAGCAUGUUAUUUCAGUCUGCAGGUUUAUUUAAAACGAAACGAAUUUUUGUUGUCAACAGAUUCAUUACUUGGUCAGUUUCCACCCGCGUAAACAGCUCCAAAUGCAGACGAAGCGAGCGCGACUCCCCUCGCGGCGCGCCGAUCAGAUCAGCACCACGGAGAGGGCACGGGACGGGGGAGGGAAGGCGGGCUUUUAAAAGCGUCAGAGGAGAAUCAAGAAGUCGACCUCAAUUAUUCGACUAGUAGCGAUAGACUUGUUAAACUCCCAUAGGUCCAUCAAAUGCAGCAAACAAGAGGAGCGCACGUUAAGUGAAAUAGUUUGGUUUCAACUCCGCCGAAACCCAAAGUGUUUGAAAGCAGCGCAAGGAAUAUAAACGUGUGGUGUUUGCCAUGGAUGAAGAACAUGGAGAAGAUGGAACCUCAGUGAAACCUUCAGCUGCUUUCUCUUGCCUACAGGCCCUGUUGUAAGACAAUGCUGAAAACUGAACCGCAUCUCUCCGAUGUCCUCAACUCAACCCUGGUUUUAACUUGACUGACUGUGGUUAUGAAAAUCUGCACCACGCAUUACAAGGGAAGGAAGCAAGAUGUUUGUGGAGCUGGUCGUCCGAUGGGGGGCAUGGAGCCUCAUUCUGCUGCUCCAGUCCGGGGGGGUCGCCGUGUUCGCUCGGGGCUGUCCGGCGCGGUGCGUCUGUCGCCCGGACCCCAGCGAAGUCAACUGUUCUGGGAAAUAUCUGACAUCGGCGCCAGAGGGGUGUUCGAGUGACGCCAGGCGGCUGGAUCUAUCCAGCAAUAAGAUUAAGACGCUGGGACGCCGCCAGUUCUUUGGUCUCCAACAGCUCCAAGAGCUGAACCUCAACGAUAACGUAAUCUCCAUGAUUGAGGUGGAGGCCUUCCAGGGGCUGCACAACCUCAGGACUCUCCACGUCAAGAACAACCGGCUAAAGAUCAUCCCUGUUGGAGUGUUCUCAGGCCUUUCGAACCUGCGCUUUCUGGACCUCAGCGAGAACGAGAUCCUGGUCUUCCUGGACUACACCUUCAGAGAAACUGUGAAUCUGCAGUUCCUGGAGGCGGGGGAGAACGACCUGGUGUUCAUCUCCCAGAGGGCCUUUGUGGGCCUGCAGAACCUGCAGGAGCUCAAUGUGGACCGUAGCAACAUGACCUCCAUCCCCACCGAGGCGCUGUCCCAGCUCCAGAGCCUGACACAUCUACGCAUGCUGCGGCUCUCCAUCUCCAUGCUGACCAACAACGCUUUCCGCCGGCUCCACCGCCUCCGCAGCCUGCAGAUCUCCCACUGGCCGGCACUGGACACCCUUGCCAGCAACAGCCUGAUCGGCCUCAACCUCACCUCGCUGGUCAUCAGCAACUGCAACCUCAGCGCCGUCCCUUAUGCCGCGCUCCGACACCUGGUCUACCUGCGCUUCCUGGACCUGUCCUACAACCCCAUCACCGCCAUCCAGGGCAACCUUCUAGGGGACCUGUUGAGGCUCCAGGAGCUGCAUCUAGCGGGGGGGAGUCUCCUACGAAUAGAGCCUGGGGCCUUCAGGGGACUGGCCUACUUCCGCAUGCUCAACGUGACAUCCAAUCAGCUCAGCACCUUGGAGGAGAGUGCCUUCCACUCGGUGGGUAACCUUCAGGUGCUGAGGCUGGACGCCAACCCCCUGGCCUGUGACUGCCGGCUGCUGUGGGUGGUGCGGCGGCGGUUGAGACUGAACUUUGACGGACGACAGCCCACCUGUGUGUCCCCUGAGGCGGUCCGGCAGCGAGAGUUCAGGGACUUUUCGGAGAAGGAGCUGCCCAGGAUGUUCACCUGCCGGCCUGCCCGGAUAGCCGACCGAAGGCCCCAGGAGUCCCGAGUGGAGGAAGGCACCACGGUGCUCUUCUCCUGCAGAGCCGACGGGGACCCGGCCCCGGCCAUCACCUGGAUCUCCCCCAGCAAGGCUGUGCUCAGCUCCACGGGGCGGCUCAGGGUCCUGUCCAACGGGUCUCUGGAGGUCCGCUUCGCCCAAGUGCAGGACAGCGGCGCGUACCGAUGCGUGGCAGGGAACGCGGCCGGGAACGAAACCCUGAGCGUCAACCUGCAGGUGAAAGGCUUCUCCCGCAACCGCACCCUGACCUUCUACUCAGAGGAGGCACCGUACUCCCAGGCCGCCACCACCAACUCCUCCGCUCAGAUUGCCAAGCCGUAUCCGUUCGACGCCAAGACGCUGGUCAUCGCCACCACCAUGGGGUUCCUGUCCUUCCUGAGCUCGGUGGCCAUCUGCUUCGUGUUCAUGUUCUUCUGGAGCCAGAGCAAAGGGCAGAUCAAGCACACUGCCACCAUCGACUUUGUUCCCCGCUCCUCCAUGGGGGGAGGGGGCGACGGCGCCGAUGCAGGCAGGUUCACCAUGAAGCUGAUCUGAGGCGGAGGGGGAAGAGGGGAUCAGAGGGCGUUUAAUGAGAGGAGCGUCUCCGGGAAUUACAGGUGCUCCGGAGGGACAGUUGAGGCCAUUGAGCUCCACAUCGAGAAGGCUGCGGCCCCCAUCAAGAGGCAAAUUAAAAGGAAUUUGUGUUUAAUUGCGGUGCACACUUGAAUGAAGAUCACUUCACUAGAAAUGUAAUUAACGGUGAAUAUGUGGGAGCAGGUCUGUCUCAUGUUUGCUGUGCUUAUAUUGAUCUUUACUUACGGAAAAUAAUGAAGUAUCCCCUUAACUGUCGCAUGUAGGAUUUAAUAAGAGAAGCAAUGCUGUCUUCAUAGAGUUUGGGAGCAUCACAUGUGUUGCAUGGCAAUUAAUGUUUAACUUAGCGUAAAAUAAUCAACCUGCAUAAUCAUAUAUAAAUCUAGUGUUGAUUCAUCUGCUUUCUUUGACGAGUGGUCUGAGCUGCCAAUGCAGACCGAGGAAGUACUACGCCCAUUGACCUGAGGGUCAAACUCUUUCUGCCUAGUCGUGCUCGAUCACUUCAGACGGUGUCCAGUCAGCACUCAGGCACUCUCUCACAAGAUAACAAGACGUUGAUUGAUAAUGAUAUGAGGAAUUGAGACCGUAGAGUUGCCAGCCAUUUACAGUACAUUUGGAUAGCUGUCUACUUGGCUUGGUUAUUUGAAUGUCAAUUUGACGUAUGCAUAUCGGUAAUAUGUAUAUGGUACACUGAUCCUUUGAGUGGGUGAUUGAUGGCAUACUGCAAAGUAUAAGGUAUAUCUCAUUGUAUAUAAGAAAUCAUUGAAUAUAAUUUCAUAGGUUACGCAUUUCAUAAUUAAUGCAGUUUUUUAACAAGACAACUUUAAACUUUUUUUUAAGGAUUUUAGGACAUUAGAAGAAUUACAUGCUGUUUUUAUGUUUACAGGCCCUUACUUUUAUGAUUUUUUUUACUUACAGAUUUGCGAAUAUCACAUCAAAUGCAGCACUAACAAAAACAAAUGUGCCUGGGCAACAUUGUCAUCGUGUAAUCAUUUCUAUCUUGUAUGUGGCAUACAGGUCAAGGGCGUUUUUGUACAAGGGGUUUUAUUCUCUCCAUUUGUUGAGCUCUGAGGAUUACUAAUCCUCACCAACGUCACACUCUACUCUGGACUAAAGAAAAGGUGUGGAAACGGACCGGCACACCAACACUUUGUAUUGCCAGUGGAAAAAAGGAAAGAAAGAUCACGCAAUUAACGCUGUACAAAUAUUUUUUUUCUUUUGCAAUUUUCUUCAAUUUCUAAGUUAUUGCUUGAUUGUUUUUUUUAUUUCAAAAUAUUAAAUGCUUGUAUUUCAA